GAACGCACUGCGCUGACAGCAACGCUGUUGCGCUCCCCACAGCGCCCGGCGGACGGCAAUCAUGAGUGACCGAAAGGCAGUGAUCAAGAAUGCGGACAUGUCAGAAGAGAUGCAGCAAGACUCCGUGGAGUGUGCUACACAGGCCUUGGAGAAGUACAACAUCGAGAAGGACAUCGCUGCUCACAUAAAGAAGGAGUUUGACAAGAAAUACAAUCCCACUUGGCACUGCAUCGUGGGAAGGAACUUUGGCAGCUAUGUGACUCAUGAGACCAAGCACUUCAUCUACUUCUACCUCGGCCAAGUUGCUAUUCUUCUUUUCAAGUCUGGGUAGAACCACGGACUGGUACUGAAACUUGCACCUGGUUACAGACCUGCACACUGACUCUAAACAGCCUCCUAUCUUCAGCCUUCCUGAGGAAACUGACCUUGAUCUUCAGGUCUUUUGUUGUAUUGUUAAUGGUCAGGGAUCUUGCUGUGGCAGCUGGUAUUUUCAUUGUGGCUAUAAAAAAGGCAAAAGUGUCUUCCUUGUAUUUAUUUUCUGUCAAAAGAUGGCUUCUUUGCUAAUAUAACUCCUGAAAUGUGUUUA
Calypte anna (Anna's hummingbird) is the source of this 586-nucleotide messenger RNA. RefSeq names its product dynein light chain 1, cytoplasmic. The transcript has 3 exons. NCBI's taxonomy places the organism in Eukaryota, Metazoa, Chordata, Aves, Apodiformes, Trochilidae. Gene Ontology annotation, biological process: microtubule-based process; cilium assembly. Gene Ontology annotation, cellular component: cytoplasmic dynein complex. Gene Ontology annotation, molecular function: dynein intermediate chain binding; dynein light intermediate chain binding. The coding region runs from base 62 to 331 and encodes 89 amino acids. The record is from RefSeq and is a predicted model, not a curated record.